AUGAAUGAUUCCUCAAAAGAACUGUUGUUGGUCAAGCGUUUGUCCGAAUUCGCACAACUUCCCAAACGUGGAUCUGUGGAUGCUGCUGGCUAUGAUCUAUGCAGUGCACACGACGCUGUAAUACCUGCCAAGGGCAAAACAGUUGUUCCUACUGAUCUGUCCAUUGCUUUACCUCCCUUUACUUAUGGUCGUGUUGCUCCUCGUAGCGGACUAGCAGUCAAAAACUUCAUUGAUGUGGGUGCUGGUGUUGUUGAUAGAGAUUAUCGAGGUCCUUUGGGUAUUGUUUUGUUCAACUUUAGCGAUGUUGAUUUCCAAGUCAAGCGAGGUGAUCGCAUUGCUCAGUUGAUUGUUGAGCGUAUUGCCAUGCCAGAAGUUACUGAAGUCGAGGAUCUGGAUGCUACUGAUCGUGGCCAAGGUGGAUUUGGAUCUACUGGUGUAACUGAAAAACUUGUUUAA
This is a messenger RNA of Batrachochytrium dendrobatidis JAM81, 456 nucleotides long. RefSeq names its product bifunctional dITP/dUTP diphosphatase. Lineage: Eukaryota; Fungi; Chytridiomycota; Chytridiomycetes; Rhizophydiales. The coding region runs from base 1 to 456 and encodes 151 amino acids. Gene Ontology annotation, biological process: dUTP catabolic process; dUMP biosynthetic process. Gene Ontology annotation, molecular function: dUTP diphosphatase activity; magnesium ion binding. The transcript has 4 exons. The record is from RefSeq and is a predicted model, not a curated record.